Molecule: messenger RNA, 1800 nt
Organism: Coccinella septempunctata (seven-spotted ladybird)
Lineage: Eukaryota; Metazoa; Arthropoda; Insecta; Coleoptera; Coccinellidae
Product: phosphatidylinositol-glycan biosynthesis class W protein-like
Exons: 1
Coding region: 211-1542 (443 amino acids)
Biological process (GO): protein localization to plasma membrane; GPI anchor biosynthetic process
Cellular component (GO): endoplasmic reticulum; membrane
Molecular function (GO): glucosaminyl-phosphatidylinositol O-acyltransferase activity
Source: RefSeq, a predicted model, not a curated record
GCAAAAAACCUGAUUAUUUUUGGAAAUGCAUGAAGCGUGAAGACAAGAAAAUUCAAAUAAAAAUGAUGAAGAUUGAAAAAUCAACUUCUAGAUUUUUUUUCUAUGGUUUCGAUAUUAACCUCAAAUUUUUCAGAAUGAAAAAUGAUUCAAAUCUUUAAAAUCUGAUGUUGAUGAAAAUAUUCCAAGGAGAUAAUAGAAAGGGCGUAAACAAUGUCACAAGAUUUGAAUGAUUUUAUGAAGUCGGAAGGAACAACAUCUAUAGAAACUUUGAGCUUAAUUAUUCCGUCGAUACUAGGCGUUUACAUUAGUACUACGUCUGCAACUAUACUACAAAGUGAGAAAAAAUGGCAAUUUGCUUUAGAAUUCAUCACGCUUCUUUUACCGAUGGUUUUAACAAUCACGAUCCUAUCUUCCUAUAUAUAUGCUGUUAUCACUAUAUCGUUCAUACUUUGCUUGAGUUUAUUUUAUUUGGCUCAACAACAGCCUCCCCAAGCUGUACAUAAAUUUGAGGGAAUUGAGGAUAAACGAAUACCAUUCAUCACAAAUGCGAGAGCUACGAUAAAUAUUCUUUCUGUGAUAGCUAUCUUAGCUGUAGAUUUUCCAGUCUUUCCAAGAAGAUUUGCUAAGACGUCUACUUAUGGGUUUAGUUUGAUGGACCUGGGAGUGGGGUUGUAUAUUUUUGCAAAUUCCAUAGUAUCUCCUGAAUGUUUGAACAGAAAAGAUUCAAUUGCAAAGAUUGUGAAGAGCUGUAUUCCAUUAAUGAUACUAGGAUUACUUCGUUUGGUUUUCACAAAAAGUUUGGAUUAUCAUGUGCCAGUUUCAGAGUAUGGUGUACAUUGGAACUUUUUUUUCACUCUUUUGUUAACAAAAUGUAUCAGUUCUCUAACAGUUCGAACUGCACAUGUCAAGCACAUGAGAACCUUUUCUAUAAUAAUUCUGAUUUCACAUGAACUAUUACUUCAAUUUUUUCUUCAAGAUAUUGUUAUGGGUAAUGAACCUAGAACAAAUUUUUUCCUAGCUAAUAAGGAGGGUAUUUCUUCAAUACUGGGAUAUGUCAGUUUGUACAUAUAUGCAGUAUAUUAUGGGCAUAUAUUAAAUGAAGAAGUUUAUGGGUUUACUAAAGUGUAUGCAAAUAUUAAAAUGUUCAUUUCCCAUUUAAUCAUUACAGGAACGCUCGCGUUUAUAUGUAAUAUGAAAUUGGGCACAUCAAGAAGAUUGAUAAACAGUUCUUACUGCUUUUGGGUAGUGUUUGUUGGUAUCUUGGCUGCAUUUCUAUUCUAUCUUGGAGAAUUACUUCAAAGAUUUGCCUUUGCCAAAAACAAAAAUUACAUUAAAAGUCCUUAUAUUUAUAAGGCGAUAAAUUCCAAUGCACUAAUAUUUUUUUUGCUGGGGAACAUUUUCACUGGUACUAUAAAUUUUGUUUGUAAUGCCCGAGAUGUUAGUGACCCCUUGGCACUGUUCAUUUUAGUGAUGUAUAUUUUCAUUUUAGCGCUUAUCAUGUGUGGUUUACAUGAAAAAAAAUUCAAACUUAAAUUAUCUUGAAAACUAUUCAAUUUCUAAAUAAAUGAAAGACAUGAUUUAAAAGUGAGUUGACUAGUGAACAAAAUAUUUGUGUACUGUUUUUAUGAAGAAUUGAGGGGUUUAUCAUUUUUUUAUGGGAAUUUGGUUUUGUAUAUCAGUAUUACAAAAUUAAUUUUUUUGUUCAACCAAUAUUGACUGCGAUUGGUUGAUUUCAUUGAAUGUUUCAGUAUUUAUCUAUAAAAAAUUAUAACUUGGAAUUAAGAUUUAUACUAUUUAUUG